AUGCAUGAACAUCUGAUGGUUGACUAUGCAAAAAACUUCGGACUUCCUGUUGCUGAGUCAUCAAGAGCUGCAAUUGGUGGAUUGACAUUAGAACAGCAACAACACCUAUGGCAUCAGCCACUUACGCUACAAAACGUUGGUCAUGUGAGAAGUUAUUUUAACCAGAAUAAAGACAAUAUGAUACUGAAUGAUGUACAUGUUAUGUGUGAAGAAAUGUCAAUCUACAAAGCACGUGGUGGAAGUUCUUUAGUUGAAUGCAGUGUUGAUGGGAUGAGCCGCAAUCCUAUAGCCAUGAAGAAAAUAAGUGAAAUUACAGGGGUUAACGUUGUCAUGGGAACCGGAUACUAUCUUGCAAGGGUUCAUCCACCAGAUAUGGACCACCAAACUGUGGAAUUAAUUUCAGAUAAGUUAAUUUCUGAAGUUUAUGAGGGAGUUGAUGGUGGUAUAUGUGCUGGAAUCAUUGGAGAAUUGGGUUGUUCUACCAAUCUGGCAGAAAAUGAAAUUAAAGUAUUAAAAGCAGCUGCAAUAGCACAACGAGAAACUGGGUUACCUAUAUCCAUUCAUCCAGGAUAUUCAACUGAAUCUCCAUUCCAAAUAGUGGACAUUCUCAAAUCAGAAGGUGCAGAUCUGAGUCGAGUUAUCAUUGGUCACAUUGACAGAGGAGUCAUCUCCAUACAAGCGAUGAUUGAGUUGGCAAAAAAAGGAUGCAUAUUAGAGUUUGAUCAGUUUGGUUGGGGUUGUUCCAUGGUGCAUGCACUGUCACAUGGUUUGGAUUAUCCAAGCGAUUUUACUCGGUGUCACAUGAUCCGUGAAUUAAGGGAUUAUGGGUUUCUAAAACAGGUUGUUAUGUCUCAUGACAUUGCAUUCAAGACACGUCUUGUUAAAUAUGGAGGGGAGGGGUAUGAAUACCUGUUGAAGAAUAUUGUACCAUUUAUGCUGAAACGAGGACUGACACAGGAUGAUGUUAAUACAAUGAUGAUUGAAAAUCCAAAAAGACUUCUAACUGUGCAGUAA
Saccoglossus kowalevskii is the source of this 1014-nucleotide messenger RNA. RefSeq names its product N-acetyltaurine hydrolase-like. Gene Ontology annotation, molecular function: zinc ion binding; hydrolase activity, acting on ester bonds. Gene Ontology annotation, biological process: catabolic process. Lineage: Eukaryota; Metazoa; Hemichordata; Enteropneusta; Harrimaniidae. The record is from RefSeq and is a predicted model, not a curated record.